ACUGAGAGGAAAGCAGGCGGAGAAGUCACAGAGGCAAAAAGGGGGGGUCCGAGCACCGCUCUUCCACCGUGGGACUAUUCUGUCAAGAAGAAGAAGGAAAAAAAAGUUGAUCCAAAUCUAUUCACCAGUGCGCGGAGACAGUUACGAUGCGAACCAAAGCGACUUCGUAUACUCUUUUAUUUUCCCCGGACUUUACCGAGCGAUAAAAAAGAAGAGUUUCGGAUAGCUUUUUUUUCUUUCCCCUGCCGUGGUUUGCGAAAGCUGCCUGCAGCUGGGACGAAGUUAAUAUUUACAGAGUCAGUUGACUCUGGCUCCAGCGCCGUAUUCCCCUCUCUCCCCACUGUCACUUACAGUAAACCCAUGUAGUCCAGUCUUCGUCGUUCUUUCCAGAAAUAAGAAAACACCAAAAUGAGAGCUCAGAUCGAGGUCAUCCCCUGUAAGAUCUGCGGGGACAAGUCCUCAGGAAUCCACUAUGGAGUCAUCACCUGUGAAGGCUGCAAGGGUUUCUUCCGUCGCAGCCAGCAGAACAAUGCCAUGUACUCUUGUUCCCGCCAGAGGAACUGCCUGAUUGACCGAACCAACCGUAACCGCUGCCAGCACUGCCGCCUACAGAAAUGUCUGGCUUUGGGCAUGAGCCGAGAUGCGGUGAAGUUCGGCCGUAUGUCAAAGAAGCAGCGUGACAGCCUCUACGCUGAGGUUCAGAAGCACCAGAAGUCCCAAGAGUGUGUGGGGUCUGGAAGCGGGGGCUCUGCCACUCUUUCCUUACCCAGGGAAGAUGGAGUCUGUGGCAGCGGUGGGGAAGAUGGUGAAGAGGGUUUGAGCAGGUCCUACAGCAGCGGCGGCUCCAGCUCCACCCUCAGUGACCUGGAUGACAUCGCCGCGCUGCCUGACCUGUUUGACCUGCCGUUGACACCCGAGGAGGCCAGCGAGUACUGCAGCCUGGAGCUGCUCGGAGGCGGAGGAGCCAGUGCCGGGAACACCUCCAACUCAUCGUCUUCUUCUUCCACUUCCUCGUCUUUGUCCAAUCAGAAUUCCCCACAGCAGACCAUACUGGAUGGCGCGGACAGUAAUGGCAUCCAGCUCCUGCACUCUCACACACAUUCGCUUCUGGGAAACACACAUGCACUGCUGGACCAGCUGCCUGAUGACUGCUCAAUAACAGACCUUGAGCACAUCACUCAGAGUAUUGUUAAGUCGCACUUGGAAACGUGUCAGUACAGCGCCGAAGAUAUGAAGAGAUUCAACUAUGUACAAUAUACACCUGAAGAAAUGCGUACUUUUCAGAACAAGUCUGCUGAGUGGAUGUGGCAGCAGUGUGCACACCACAUUACCAACGCAAUCCAAUACGUUGUGGAGUUUGCCAAACGUAUUGCAGGCUUCAUGGAUCUGUGUCAGAACGAUCAGAUCAUUUUGCUGAAAGCAGGCUGCCUGGAAGUCCUCCUUAUACGUAUGUGCCGAGCGUUUAACAGCAGCAACAACACCAUUUUCUUCAAUGGAAAAUUUGCUUCAGCUCAGUUCUUCAAAGCACUAGGCUGUGAUGAUCUUGUCAGUGCAGUGUUUGACCUGGGGAAAGGACUCUGCCGUCUACAGCUGUCCGACGAGGAGAUGGCUCUCUUUAGCGCUGCUGUCCUUCUAACGCCGGAUCGACCCUGGCUGACAGAAGGCCAGAAGGUUCAGAAACUCCAGGAGAAAGUCUAUCUGGCUCUGCAGCACAGUCUACAAAAGAGUGGCGCAUCUGACGAGAAACUGGACAAGAUGUUGUCCAGGCUGCCUGUAAUGAAGUCCAUCUGUAACCUCCACAUUGAUAAACUGGAGUUUUUCCGUUUGGUCCACCCAGAGACAGCCUACAGUUUCCCACCACUGUACCGGGAAGUGUUUGGCAGCGAGAUGUCUCUGCCGGACUCCACCGACAGCUAGACAGGCAGUUAGGCAAAAGACAGAGAGAAAGAGAGAGAGAGUGUAUUAAGAUGUAGGGAAGCAAAAAAAAAGAGAGAGAGAGACAGAGAAGGGUAAGGAUUUUUAAGAUCCACAACCAGCAGUUAAGAGACAAUCCAGGACUUUAAAUUCUCCGUCUCCUAUGAUCCCAAAGUAGUCCUCCACUUUCCCAGCAGGCAAAAGCACCUUACACUACAGACCACACAUGCUCACGGUCCUCUGCAUAUUGUAGCAUUAACAACACACAUAUGGGUGUAGUAGUAGUAAUAAUAAUAAUAAUAAUAAUAAUGAUAAUAAUACCACAGCAGCCCACUAAGCAUGUAACAGCUGCAAGCUCUAACACAUGUUCAGCAUGUGAUCCACUGCUGAUCACCCAACCAUUUAUGAAUGUACCUCAUCAAUAAGCACCAGUGCACAAGCGAGAAACAAACAACAGAGAAUGUACAACCCUGCCACUUUCGAGACAGAGUUUUACAAAUAGCGUUUGUAUAAAGUUGCGUCAAGUAACAAGUCUCCCUGUUCUUGCAGCUCUUAGUCGAUAUUCAUGCAUCUCAGUAUGGUACGUCCGCGUAUUCAUACAGACAGCAUCCUUGUACUGACCAUCACUUAGGGACCAAGAUCAUGAGUCAAAAUUUGUGGGGUUUUUUCUCCAUGACUCACAGCUUCGGCUGAACUCAAAAAGCUAAGUACCAGUUUCACUUACUUAUUUAGACAGUGUUUGGUGCUGCCUUUUUGUAGGCUCUUGUAAUGCAAUGACAAACCUCAGUCCCACGCACCCCCUUCCUUGUAAAUGCCACUUAGUGACAGGACAUAAUGAAAUUAUCUUUAAUUUAUAUACACAUUUAUAAAAGAAAUAUUUUAAAUAAGAAUGUAAAUAGAUAAUAGUAUAUAAGUGUAUGGAGAGAGUUAGAAUGUGUGAGUUCCGUUUGGCAUGAGAGGGAGAGAGAAGAGGAUAGCAAGAUGUGAGAGGAGGAUUUUUUUUUCUUUUUUUAACGGAUGGAUAUGUGAGGAGAACUGAUAUUUGGACUGGAAUUUUUUUUUUUUUUUUUGCCUGGAUGAUUUUUCCUCUCCUGACAAUACUCUCAGGUUUGCACGGCAACCAACAACCCCGACCGGGCAAAGGCGCGGCCGUCACCCCAAGCGACGGGUUGGACAUUUGCUGCAGAUGCAACACAGCAGGGGGGGCGGUGUUCUCGAACUUAACGAAACAAACAUUGUUUUGAAUUUGAACUGUCAGCUUUCGGUUUGCACUGUGGCGUCCCGUCCCUCCGCCCUCCCCUCUGCCUAAAAAGACAAGAGGAUAAACAGUAAGGAAACGAGAAUGCAAAAAGGCAACUGACGACUUCAGGAACUGCAUAACACAAGCGGACAGACCAGGACUGCCCACCUGUUUCUAACCAGCAGUCAGUACACAGCUAAACUGUCUUCACUCACAGUGUUUCAGGUGGUUAAAGGCCGGGAUAACGAUGGUCCAUAAUAUGUAUCAUUAACCUUCUUUGCUGGUUGGUGCAACUGUAUUAUUUUGUACAUUUGCUGUUCCUCUCUCCUCCUGUAGUCCCAAACCCGACACUUGUCUUAUUACAAAGCACUUAUACUUUUCCUCGUUCUCAUUGGACACUAGUCUAAGGCCAGACAGAGCUACCAGCUGCCCCCCUGAGUUGGGCUUCAAUGCCAGUUAAGACUUCAUUUAAUCUGUUGAGCUAUUUUUAUCUUUUGUUAGAAGCCUGUCACACAAAAGUCACCCAUAACUGUUUACAUUUUUGAUGUACAUAAAUAACACACGUUCUAAAGGUUCUAUUUUAGCAUAGAGAUGGGGAUAAAUGUCUUACGAUGGGCGAUGGUUGUCGAGCAGAGUCCGAGGACCUGCUGCCUGCUGCUCAGGGAGCUAGCUGUGAUCUCCUGUCCCUUUAUUGCCAGUGUCGUCUUUUAGCCUUGUACUCCUCACACCUUUGCACCUAAGAUGAAACGCAUAACCAUAAUCACUGUGGACGUAAGUUAUUUUUGUGAAUGUUACUCACAAAGUGUCAAAGCCCUUCCCGUUUGUCCUAAUAUUGUAACUUUAAAUUUAAGAUGCAUAGGAUUACAAAAAAUAAAUAAAUACAGUAAAUAAGUUAGUUCAGGAUGAAUUUCGUUAUUGGGGUUUAAUGUUUCUUUUGCUGUGAUUUUCAUUUAUUUGUCUUUUCUCCACAUUUUUUUUUCUUUACGUGUCUCCACUUUCGUCUUGUAAAGUCAGUGAUCUAUUUUUUUUUUAAUUGAAGAAAGAAAACUUCAAACAAAAAAAUGUUUGUCUCCCUUCUCUUUCCCUGUAUGACAAAAUGUACAAGAGGUAUAUUACUAGUCCGAGAGUCACACAGCUCAAUAUACAGUAUAUUGUUGUCCAAUGGGAUACAUUAUAUGUGGUUUUAAGAAUGUAAUAAAUUGUUUCUUUUUCUUUUGAA
This is a messenger RNA of Pelmatolapia mariae (spotted tilapia), 4373 nucleotides long. Its product is annotated as nuclear receptor ROR-beta-like. Gene Ontology annotation, molecular function: nuclear receptor activity; RNA polymerase II cis-regulatory region sequence-specific DNA binding; zinc ion binding. Gene Ontology annotation, cellular component: nucleus. Gene Ontology annotation, biological process: regulation of transcription by RNA polymerase II. Lineage: Eukaryota; Metazoa; Chordata; Actinopteri; Cichliformes; Cichlidae. The record is from RefSeq and is a predicted model, not a curated record. The coding region runs from base 409 to 1917 and encodes 502 amino acids. The transcript has 10 exons.